AUGGUGAAGCAGCUGGGGAGUUUUCUCAGUGCCAGGAAACAUUCUAUUACUGGAGAAUCUUUUGGAGAUGAUAAGCUGACAAUAGAAAAUGGGCAUAACCCUACCACCUUCUUUAGCUACUACUGCCACAGAGUCUCAGAGUUGGGAUCCAAAGCCAUCAAGUGCAUAUGGCAGGUGACUGAGAAGUCCCUCCACAAUGUCCCUGACCAAUGGUCAUUCAGCCUUGGCUUGAAAUGUCCCACUGUGGAUAGCUCACAGGACCACCUUGAAUCACCAAGGGACAAGGAGCUGAUUAAUACUGAGCCCAGUGGGACUUUGACCAUGUUAGGAGAAACCCACUCAAAGGGCGCUUCAGACUCUGAAACAGAGGGAACGCUACAAUCUGGUCCCAUACUCCCAUCUACCAUCAAUACCAAAGAAAUGCAAAUAGAGAAGAUGGCUCAUAACCAGAAGAGAAUGAACCAGAUAUCUGAACCUCCAGGGAACUCCAGAAAUUUAAACACCUUUAAUGACAGUCCCUACUGCACCCCAAGGCCAGUUACAAGGACUUAUUCCAUGCCAGCCCAACUAGCAAUCCAUUUUGGUGGGGAAGGCACCUCUGUCCAAUCUGCAGGACGCUCUCUCCCAGACAACCAGAAUUCUGUGGCAGAUGAGAAAUGUGUUUGUGUCCCUGAGACAGGAAUAUUCAAAGGUGGCCUUCUUGGUCUGGUUCAUGGACAGGGUAUACGAGGAGAAAACCAACUGUCAGAGACUUCCCAGAACAUCCCCAAAACAGGCCAGGGAGGUGCUAGUGCCCUUGGUACCCAGGAUACAAACUGCCUUGUCCCAGAAAGAAUAAAAUCCACCAGAAGGCAUUACUACUAUGAACUCAACUGGCCCCAAGAACCUACCUCAUCUUUUUCUGUGAAACAGAGGAUCAAAUCUUUUGAGAAUCUUGCCAGUUUUGACAGGCACUGUGCUAAGCACUUUACAAAUAUUAUCUCGAGUCCCGAUCUCACGACGCGGAGCCGGGCCGGGCCCUCUGGAGGAGAGGAGGAAGAAGAGGAAGAUGAGGAAGAAGAGUAGACGGAGGCGCAGGCGGUGGCAGAGCUGCUGCUGAACGGCUACGGCGGGGGGGGAGGCGGCGGCGGCGGCGGUGGGGGCGAGGCGGAGACGAUGUCUGAGCCGAGCCCAGAGAGCUCCAGCCAGGCCGGGGAAGACGAGGACGAGGAGGAAGAAGAGGAGGAGGACGAGAGCAGCAGUAGCAGCGGGGGAGGCGAGGAAGAGAGCAGUGCCGAGAGCCUGGUGGGUAGCGGCAGCAGCAGCCACGAGACCCGCUCCCUCAGCCCCGGCGCUGCCAGCAGCAGCAGAGGCGAUGGAGACGGCAAGGAGGGCCUGGAAGAGCCCAAGGGACCGCGGGGCGGCCAGGGCAGCUGCGGCGGCGGCGGCAGCAGCAGCAGCAGCAGCUUUGUCUCCUCGGCGGGUAGGAGAGGCAGCCUGGAGGUGUCCUCAGACUGGGAGCCCCUGAGCCGCAUGGACUCGUUGGACAGCAUAAGCAGUACUAUAAUGGAUGUAGACAGCACAAUUUCCAGUGGGCGUUCAACUCCUGCAAUGAUGAAUGGACAAGGAAGCACUACUUCUUCAAGCAAAAUCAUUGCCUAUAACUGUUGUUGGGACCAGUGUCAGACUUGCUUCAACUCUAGUCCAGAUCUGGCAGAUCACAUUCGUUCCAUACAUGUAGAUGGUCAGCGAGGAGGGGUAUUUGUUUGCCUAUGGAAAGGUUGUAAAGUAUAUAACACUCCUUCAACCAGUCAAAGUUGGUUACAAAGACAUAUGCUGACACACAGUGGAGACAAACCUUUCAAGUGUGUUGGUGGUGGUUGCAAUGCCAGCUUUUCACCUCAGGGAGAGUUAGCGGGUCAUGUACCCACACACUUUAGUCAGCAGAAUUCUUCAAAAGUUGCCAGCCAGCCAAAGGCCAAAGAGGAAUAUCCUUCUAAAGCUGGAAUGAACAAGAGGAGGAAGUUAAAAAAUAAAAGACGACGCUCAUUACCACGACCCCACGACUUUUUUGAUGCAUAGACACUGGAUGCAAUACGACAUCGAGCCAUAUGCUUUAACAUCUCAGCCCAUAUAGAAAGUUUAGGAAAGGGAAACAGUGUUGUUUUUCAUAGUACUGUAAUAGCCAAGAGAAAAGAAGAUUCUGGAAAGAUAAAACUGCUGCUUCAUUGGAAUGCAGAAGAUAUUUUGCCUGAUGUGUGGGUUAAUGAAAGUGAACGACAUCAAUUAAAAACUAAAGUAGUUCAUUUAUCAAAACUGCCCAAAGACACUGCCUUGCUUUUGGAUCCAAACAUAUACAGACCCAAUUUAAGUUGAUACAUUGAAGGAAAGGAAGUGUGAUGGUUAUAUUUUACAUGGCUUCACUUGUACUAAUGAACAUGAUGGAACACAAAAGUGUUUGCUGUGUGGAAAAAUUCUUGCAAAUGGAAGAAUAAAGUCAGCAAAACUGAAA
Messenger RNA from Dromiciops gliroides (monito del monte), 2491 nucleotides. Its product is annotated as zinc finger protein AEBP2-like. Gene Ontology annotation, cellular component: ESC/E(Z) complex. Gene Ontology annotation, biological process: regulation of transcription by RNA polymerase II. NCBI's taxonomy places the organism in Eukaryota, Metazoa, Chordata, Mammalia, Microbiotheria, Microbiotheriidae. The record is from RefSeq and is a predicted model, not a curated record.